This is a messenger RNA of Rotaria sp. Silwood1, 1749 nucleotides long. Lineage: Eukaryota; Metazoa; Rotifera; Eurotatoria; Philodinida; Philodinidae. The record is from the annotation of a GenBank genome assembly.
AUGCUGCAGACAAUCACAAUUGAUCAAAUUAAAGAAGCUCUUAAUCAAUUUAACAGAGGUCAAAAAUAUUUGUAUAAUACAUUAACAACAACUAUUAAAGAAAAUCAAACAAAUGACGUAUGGUUUAUUCAUCUAUUGGACGAAUUACGUGAUAAUGUUGAUUUAUUUGAAAAUACAAAUGAACAAUUUCUUGAUUUUCUACAAUUACAAAUCGAUUGGAUAAAAUUAUCAAAAACUGUACUUGAUACAUUCGGAGCGUUUCAAAUUAAUCUUAUCUCAUGCAAUACUAAACAUGCACAACGUUAUUUAAGCUUUUUAUUUACUAUUUUUACAAUUCCGGAAAUUUCCACAAAUCGUCUUCCACUGCAUGAUUUUGCUCAUGAAACACUACAACAUCUUGUUCUUAUCGUUCCGUUAGCUUCAACUCUUUUAUGUCCAAUAGCUGAACAACAUUUUCCUUUUAUGACAAAAGAAAUUAAUGUUCAAAUAACCUAUGUAAAAAAUUUACUUCGAUCAUUAUCUUAUUUGUCAAUACAACGUUCACGUUUUCUUGAAAUAAUUCUUUCAAAAUUACUUCGUCUUGAUGUUCAUGCAUCUCGACAAGAUAUUAUUCGUGUAGAAAAUUCUAAUAUUGAAACAGAACUUGUUUUUUCACUUGAACAACUUGAUACAAAUGAUAAUAAUACGAAAGGAAUGAAACUUGAUCAAGCUGAUAAACUUGAUUGUCUUAUGUAUGUUAUGUUUGAAUAUAUAAUAAGUAUAUGUAUUGAAAAUGGAACAGUGAAUUAUGAACAAACAAAAUCUUUAUUUCGUGAUUUAUUAAGUAUAUUUAAUAAAAUUUUGUUACCUACGCAUGAUUCAUCACAUGUACAAUUUCUAAUCUUUUAUAUUUGUAGUUUUCAUACGGAUUUUAGCGAUGAAUUUAUGAAUAAUUGUUGGAAAACAUUUGUAUCACCAUCAGUUUCUAUGACAUUUCGACAAGCAUCGAUUUGUUAUUUAUGUAGUUUGAUAGCUCGAGCAAAAUAUAUAUCUAUCAGAUCUGUUUUAAAUAUAACACAAUUAAUGGUCGAUUGGUUACAUGCUUAUGUCAGCACAACAGAAACAACCAGUGGAAACUCAAAUCCAAAUCGUCAUUUACCAUUUUAUGCUAUUUGUCAAGCAGUUCUUUAUAUAUUUAUUUAUCGACAUCAAGAAAUCGCUCGAUUACCUGAUGGGAUUGAAACUGUGUUAGGAUGGAGAAUUGGUCGUAUUAUAUCGUCAGAAUUAAAUCCACUUAAAUAUAGUUUACCAGCUAUUACACAUCGUUUUGCACAAUUAGCAAGAAAUUAUCAAAUUGUUUUUUGUUAUUCAAUUAUUGAAACAAAUAAUCGUUAUACAUUACCUGAAACAUUUUCAACAAAUGAUUAUCUCAAUGGAAAUUUACCAUCAAAUAUUCUUUAUUCUUAUUUUCCAUUUGAUCCUUAUGUAUUAAAACGUUCAUUAAUAUUUAUUCAAACAAUUUAUAAUGAUUAUCGAGAUGAAAAUGAUGAAUCAAAUAUUCAUAAAGAUUCUGAUGAUCAUGAUCGUCAGGAAAUUGAUGAUUCCGAUGAUGUGUUAACAUCAAUGAUGAUGAGUACAACACCGGGUAGUUCUGAUUCUCUCGAUCAAUUUCCGACAACAACAAUGUCAACAUCAUUAAAAAAUUCUCGAAACCCUCCGUCAAUACUACCAUUUGAUCGUUCACCUGGUUUUCGAAAUGCAAUAAAUUAA